Molecule: messenger RNA, 3072 nt
Organism: Acomys russatus (golden spiny mouse)
Lineage: Eukaryota; Metazoa; Chordata; Mammalia; Rodentia; Muridae
Gene: Tmprss15
Product: transmembrane serine protease 15
Exons: 25
Coding region: 1-3072 (1023 amino acids)
Biological process (GO): proteolysis
Cellular component (GO): membrane
Molecular function (GO): protein binding; serine-type endopeptidase activity
Source: RefSeq, a predicted model, not a curated record
AUGAAGUCAAAGAGAAAUGUGGCCACAGGACUUCAGUCUAUCAGCUCUUUUGAAAUGAUGCUCUCAGCUCUCUUCGUUAUGCUCAUGGUCAUCUGUGCUGGGUUAAUUGCAGUGUCCUGCCUGGCAAUCAAGGAAUCAGAAACAGAUGCAGCCGUUGGAAAGAAUCAUGAAGUCAGAGGGACAUUUAAAAUAACGUCUGGAGUGACAUAUAAUCCUAAUUUACAAGAUAGACUCUCACCAGAUUUCAAAGUUCUUGCUUUUGACCUUCAGCAAAUGAUAGAUGAGAUCUUUGAAUCAAGUAAUCUGAAGAAUGAAUAUAAAAAAUCCAUGGUUUUUCAAUUUGAGAAUGGCAGCGUUAUAGUCCUUUUUGACCUCUUUUUUGCUCAGUGGGUGUCAGAUGAAAAUGUAAAAGAAGAGCUGAUUCAGGGCAUUGAAGCAAAUAAAUCCAGCCAGCUGGUCAUUCUCCAUAUUGAUUUGAACAGCGUCGAUAUCACAGAAAAGCUAACAACCAGCAGUUCUAUGACAACUUCAGGCAAUGUCACAGUAGAAUGCCAACCUGGUUCACGGCCCUGUGCUAAUUCUUGGAAUUGUGUAGCAACUGAUUUAUUUUGUGAUGGAGAGGUAAACUGUCCAGAUGGUUCGGAUGAAGACUCCGAAUUAUGUGCCACAGCUUGUGAUGGGCAGUUUUUGUUGACUGGAGAUUCUGGGUACUUCGAAGCUGCUCAUUAUCCAAAGCCAUAUGAAUCUGGUGUUGUUUGCCGCUGGAUCAUCCGUGUAAACCAAGGACUGUCCAUUAGAAUCAGCUUUGGAUCUUUUAUUUCACACUAUACAGAUGUGUUGGAUAUUUAUGAAGGUAUAGGACCUAGCAAAAUUUUAAGAGCCUCUUUUGUGGAAACUGAUCCUGGAACAAUUCGAGUUUUUUCUAACCUAGUUACAGUCUCCUUUCUGGUAGAAUCUGAUGAGAAUGAUUACAUCGGCUUUAAUGCAACAUACAUCACCUUUAACAGCAGCAGCCUCCACAAUAAUGAGAAAAUUGACUGCACUUUUGAGGAUGGCCUUUGCUUCUGGACCCAGGAUCUUGAUGAUGAUAAUGAGUGGCAAAGGAUUCAUGGGAAACAGUUUCCUCUCUUCACUGGACCAUCUAGUGACCACACAUUUGGAAAUGAUUCAGGAUUUUACCUUUCUACACCAGUUGAACAAGGAUAUAGAAGAGAAAGGGUAGGACUUUUAAGCCUCUCUUUGGACCUCCUGUCGGAGCCUGGCUGCCUUCAUUUCUGGUAUUACAUGUGUUGUGAAAAUGUCUACAACUUAAGCAUUCAUGUCAGCAGUGAUGAAACCACAGACAAGAUAGUCUUUGAAAGGAAAGGAAAUUAUGGGACAAAUUGGAAUUAUGGUCAAGUCACAUUAAAUGAAACAGUAGAAUUUAAGGUUUUGUUCAACGCUUUUAGAAACCCAGGUUGGAGUACAAUAGCCCUAGAUGAUAUAAGCCUAACCACUGGAAUUUGUAGUGAGAGUCUUUAUCCAGAACCAACCUUGGUUCCCACCCCUCCACCAGAGCCUCCCACUGACUGCGGAGGACCUUUUGAACUAUGGGAGCCAAAUACAACUUUCAAUUCGCCUAACUUUCCAGACAUCUACCCUAAUCAAGCUUUCUGUUUAUGGAAUUUAAAUGCACAAAAAGGAAAAAAUAUUCAACUUCAUUUUCAAGAAUUUGAUUUAGAAGAUACCAAUGAUGUGGUUGAAGUGAGAGAUGGAGGAGAAGUUGAUUCCUUGCUAUUAGCUGUGUACACAGGGCCUGGGCCCGUGAAGGACGUGUUUUCUACCACCAAUAGACUGACUGUGCUUUUCAUCACAGACAAGUGGACAGCAAAGAAGGGCUUCAAAGCAAAUUUCACUACUGGCUAUUACUUAGGGAUUCCAGAGCCCUGCCAGGAUGGUGAAUUUCAGUGUAAAGAUGGAAACUGCAUUCCGAUGGGGAAUCUCUGUGAUAGCUACCCACACUGUAGUGAUGGAUCAGAUGAAACACACUGUGUGAGUUUUCUCAAUGGCACAAUGAGCAACAAUGGAUUGGUACAGUUUAAAAUCCAUAGCAUAUGGCAUGUAGCAUGUGCUGAGAACUGGACCACACAAAUUUCAAAUGAAGUUUGUCAUCUUCUGGGUUUAGGGAAUGCAAAUUCAUCAGUGCCAAUACUCUCUACUGGAAGUGGCCCAUUUGUGAAAGUAAACAAAGCCUCUAAUGGCAGCUUGAUACUAAUACCUAGUCUACGGUGCUCACAAGAUUCCCUGAUUCUGUUACAAUGUAACCAUAAAUCAUGUGGGGAAAAAAUAGUGACCCAGAACGUCGGCCCAAAGAUCAUUGGCGGAAGUGAUGCUCAAGCAGGGGCGUGGCCUUGGGCUGUGGCUUUGUAUUACAGAGAAAGUUAUACAGAGAAACUGUUCUGUGGUGCAUCUCUCCUCAGCAAUGACUGGCUGGUGUCUGCUGCACACUGCGUAUAUAGAAGAAAUGUAGAUCCAACCAGAUGGACGGCAUACCUUGGACUGCAUAUGCAAUCAAAUCUGACUUCUCCUCAAGUAGAAAGACGGGUGAUUGAUCAAAUUGUCAUAAACCCUCAUUAUGAUAAUCGAAGAAAGUUCAAUGACAUCGCUAUGAUGCACCUUGAGUUUAAAGUCAAUUACACAGACUAUAUACAGCCUAUUUGUUUACCAGAGGAUAAUGAAAUAUUUAUUCCGGGAAGAAUUUGUUCAAUUGCUGGCUGGGGGUAUACUGAAAUUCAAGGUUCCACUGUGGAUGUGCUGAAAGAAGCUGAUGUUCCUCUUAUAUCCAACGAGAAGUGCCAGCAACAGCUGCCAGAAUACAACAUCACUGAAAGUAUGAUAUGUGCAGGGUAUGAAGAAGGAGGAAUAGAUUCUUGUCAGGGUGAUUCGGGAGGACCAUUAAUGUGCCAAGAAAACAACAGGUGGUUUCUGGUUGGUGUGACAUCAUUUGGAGUCAAGUGUGCACUGCCUAAUCACCCUGGGGUAUAUGUUCGGGUCUCAAAGUUUAUAGAGUGGAUAUAUAGUUUUCUACAGUAG